Molecule: messenger RNA, 2809 nt
Organism: Perca fluviatilis (European perch)
Lineage: Eukaryota; Metazoa; Chordata; Actinopteri; Perciformes; Percidae
Product: NKAP family protein CG6066-like
Exons: 3
Coding region: 656-2227 (523 amino acids)
Source: RefSeq, a predicted model, not a curated record
AACUCUCCUGAUAAGCUACACGACAAUGAGCCUCAGUCUUUAUAAGACAUUUUAAAAAUGUCUGGGACUCUGCUUCUUUCUCCAAUCAAAUCCAUACAAUUUGCCAUUUUAAUUAAUUGAAUUAAAACUUGAAACUAAAACUUACAGCUAGCUAAGUUAGCUUUAAUUGAUACCAUUAACUUUUCCCAAACGAUCAAAAGAAUCAACUAGGAAGUACAAACAGGGAGUGUAAUGAAGAAUGAAUUAUUUCAGGCUCAGUAAAAAUAUAAGCAGUGAGUGUUAUAAAGACUUAUUUCAUUCAGACGUACCAGAAAUACUGUAGGCUACGAUCACCGGAGACCUCCGUUGACCGCAGCGGUAGGUUCAGCUUUGAAUGUCGGCGUGUGAUUGGUAGGCGGUCGGCGAAUCCUACGUUUCCAAUUGGUAGUCUGAAGUCAAACGGAGCGAUUUAAUUGGGGGAGACUACGGUCAGUCGACGAAUCAGAACGCAUAACUGAACGUACACUUUGCACAACGGUAGACUCAGCCUGUGCUUUUAUUUAAAAUCCAAAACAAAACAAAGCAACAGAACUACAGUGGCACACAGAGUUCCUUUCAAAACAAUCCUUUGGAGAGUUUCACAAACGCCAGUAUACAACGAAAAAUCAUUGAGAAAAUGUUUAGCUCCAUUUUUGGACAAAACUUCUUUACAAGACAUCGGUCUUCAGGAGAUAUGGACUCUUCUUCGAAGAAGUCCAAACGAAGGCGUGAGAGACCUUCGUCUCCUGAAGACCUCAACCCUCCCACCAUCUUGAGGGAGCACGGACGAAGGGGUGAGAGACCUUCGUCUAGUGGAGGCACCAACCCUUCUACCAUCAUGAAGGGGCACAGGGAAAGGGGUGAGGGCCCUUUGUCUUGUGCAGAAAACCAGCCCUCUAUCACCAGGCAGCAAGAACGAAGGGAUGUGUACUCUUUGUUCAUCGUGGGCACCAAACCUUCUGCCAUCAUGAAGGAGAGCAGGCAAAGGGGCGAGAGCUCUUUGUCUUCCUCUUCUGAAGAUGAUGAGCCUUCUCCCACCAGGCAGCGAGUACGAAGGUUUGAGAGCCCUUCUUCUUCAUCCUCCAAAGACAAGCAGCCUUCUACUCCAAGGCGGAAGCAAGCAUGGAGGGGUGAGAGCCCUUCAUCGUCAUCUUCUGAAGAUGACCAGCAUUGUACCACCAGGCUGCGAGUACGAAGGUUUGAGAGCCCUUCCUUUUUAUCCUCUGAAGGCAAGCAGCCUACUACUCGGAAGCGGCAGCAAGCAUGGAGGGGUGAGAGCCCUUCAUCGUCAUCUUCUGAGGAUGACCAGCGUUCUACCUUAAGGCUGCAAGUACGAAGGGAUGUGAGCUCUCUGUUCAUCGUGGGCACCAAACCUUCUGCCAUCAUGAAGGAGAGCAGGCAAAGGGAAGAGAGCUCUUUGUCUUCCUCUUCUGAAGAGGAUGAGCCUUCUACCACCAGGCAGCGAGUACGAAGGUUUGAGAGCCCGUCCUCUUCAUCCUCCGAAGACAAGCACCCUACUACUCCAAGGCGGCAGCAAGCAUGGAGAGGUGAGAGCUCUUCGUCGUCAUCUUCUGAAGAUGACCAGCGUUGUACCACCAGGCUGCGAGUACGAAGGGAUGUGAGCUCUUUGUUCUUCGUAGGCACAAACAUGAAGGAGCGCAGGCGAAAGGGUGAGAGCCCUUUGUCUUGUGCAGAAAACACGCCCUCUACCACCAGUGCAAGAAAGGAGACGGAGAUCAUUGAAAGAGAAAAGCAGCAUUUGGAGGAGGAGGGUUUAAAAAGAGAAAGAGAGAGGUGUGAAAAGAUGAAGAGAAAGAACCAGGAGAAGGAGAGGAAAAUGUUUAGUCCGCGUUCAAGAAUGUACAUUUGGUGGCUCAGUUGCAAGAUAGACAACAUUGCCAGGGACAUCCAAUCGACCUUUGUGGAUGAGCGCUACCUCCUGCGUCAUGAUCCCCUCAGAAAUCCAGAGAAAAUGGCAGAAAAAGAACGGCUGCUUGACCGAAGGAGGGAGCUGGUCGUGUACAAACGCAGACAAGAAUUUAAGGUGGAGAGGGAAGUGAGGAAGCAAAGACUGAAGGUAGAGAGGAAGGAAAUAAAUGCGAAGAAGAUGGAGAAUAUCUCUGAGUUAUGGAGCAACUCAGAAUACCCAGCUCUGUUAAAUUUUCUCUACGGACCAAUGCCAAUCAGGUCACAUAUAUAUAUAAAUUAAGAUAAAAGUAGAGCAAUCAGAAAAAUGGCACCAAAUAGAGAGAGGUAAUUGAGGGAGACGGCAAACAUUUCAGAUUUGACAAAAUAGAAGUAAAGAAAAGUAAAAUAUUUUUUUAAACAUUAGCAACCACCAUCAAAUAUCCUUGUAACCACAUGAUAACACCCUAGAUGUUGGCUUUAAUUUAGUUAUACAGUCAAAGAGCAUUGUGCCAAUAACAGUGUCCUAACUUAGCGCCACCUGACCCAAUUUAAUUCAUCCUAACCUAGGCUAAUUUAACCAAGGUUAGCCCAACACCUAUCCUAAUUUAGCUUUGGUUAGGCUCUGGCAGAGACCUUAGGGUUAGGGUUAGACCCUAAAGACAGUAGAAAGAAGAAAGUAAGGCAAGAAUAGGUUGAAAAUAGUAAUAAAAACUUAUAAAAAAAAACAGUAGAAAGAAGGAAGGCAACACUAGGGCGACAAAAGUGAAAAAUUCAAAUAGCCUAAGUGACAAACUUUGUAAAUUAGCAGAAUAAAACUUUGAAAAAAAGAGACAAAAACUUUGAAGAAGGGCUCCCGGUUAGCUCAGUUGGUAGAGCGGGCGCA